Molecule: messenger RNA, 3852 nt
Organism: Dunckerocampus dactyliophorus (ringed pipefish)
Lineage: Eukaryota; Metazoa; Chordata; Actinopteri; Syngnathiformes; Syngnathidae
Product: pro-neuregulin-3, membrane-bound isoform
Exons: 10
Coding region: 1174-3126 (650 amino acids)
Biological process (GO): animal organ development; nervous system development; intracellular signal transduction
Molecular function (GO): chemorepellent activity
Source: RefSeq, a predicted model, not a curated record
CCUCUCGUUGGCGGCAGCUGUGUGUGUGUGUGUGCGUGUGUGUAUCCUGUACGUUUGUGUGUGCGUUGGUGAGCAUUUCGGCUUCGCAGGUGAACGCGGUGGUGUCUUGGGAUGUUGCAAACCUCUUCUGGGUGACGACGAGGGGCGGGAAGCCUGCUUGUCUCGCUGGGGAGGGGGGGUGCAUUGUUGGGUUUUGUUGUAUUUGGGAAACAUCUCCAAGAGAGCCUCCCGCUUGGACGAGACGACGCUGCAACCUCAUCGUCUGCCUCUCUGGAUUUUUGGGAGCGAGAGCAUCAGCGGGACAUCUUUUUCUUGAUUUUAUUUUUAGUCAUUACUCCCCACCCCCCACCCCCCACCCGGCUGUGUUGGAAUGUGGGAGGCUCUCGGCAGCGUCAGCGCUGAGCAGACAGCUUGGAGAAAUGUGAUCCAAAGCCGGGUGCACAAGGAGCAGGAUCAUGCGUUGCUUUAGCGGAUUAAUCCGCCCUGUGAUAGCACUGCGUGACAACACCCCCCCCACCACCACCACCCCUCCGCCUGCUGCACUUUGAAUUGUUGCUGUUUGCAUCCGGACAACAACUGGAAUUCUACUAUGUCUCUUUUUUAGGUAAAGACAGAACAAGGUGGUAAAGAAGCAAAGGGAAUUGUUGGGAGUGUUGGGAGGAGUCCCAAAGGAGACAGGAUUGUAGCUCUGCGGGACCCUGACGGGGCAAAAGCUGAGGGAUCAUCCUGCAUCUGGGAAUGCCAUAUUUUCCUGCGCAAGAACCCCCCCACCCCCACCCCCCACACACACAGACACACAUGAAGUCAUGGUGGGGCGUUCAUGCUAAGUAGAAAUCGCCUUGGAUUUUUGCUGCAGCACCGUCGGAUGCCAGCCUUUUCUCCCUUCCCACCCUCGUCUCCCUUCCGUGUCCCUCUUUCUUCCUCCCCUCGCCCACUGGCAUCUUCCCGCUGUAAGCGUCCUCUAAGUUGAGAGUUGGGCAGGACUCGAGGCAGACUAAUCGUCCACGCCAGCUCAUCCUUGUCUGCAUACCCCUUCUGUUCUCUCCAUCCUUGGAAUACUCGUGUGUUACUUGAGUGCGGAAUUCCAAUUGUCAGCGUUCCCUUCUUCUCUCCUCCAUGUCCAACGUCGUUUGGAAUCUUUGUGACCCAUGCCUAUCGCAGGAUUAACCCCCCAUGAGCCAUAAAGGAGCCCAGGGCAGGAUGACCGAGUGCUCUGGGGCCACCGGGACCGGGUCAGUGAUCCUGGAGGAACCUGAGGGAUUGGUGUCUUCGGGGGUCCGUGGCGAGGGCCAGGCCCGGGAUGAGGGCCCGUUUCGGUGUGCCCUUUGGCCCCGCCAGCAGACGUGGCUGUGCGUGGUGCCCCUCCUCAUCGGCUUCAUCGGCCUGGGAUUGAGUCUGAUGCUGCUCAAGUGGAUUGUCGUGGGAACCGUGCGGGAUUACGUGCCAACGGACCUUGUGGAUGCUAAUCGAAUAGGACAGGAUCCCAUUUUCCUCUCCAAGCCCAGUGGGAUUCCUAAAGGUCCCGAAACUACCACCGCAACUGCCACUCCGACAGCUGAUGACAGGAAUGUCACGCCUAAAACAGUGACGGCGGUGAAAGGUAGAACUCGAACCACUGCUACCACAACCACUAACCCGAGAGGGGGCGCAGCCUCAGGUAGCCUAGCGACCCCUCGCAUUCCUGGAAAUCGUAACGGACGCGUUCCAGUGGGUUUUACGACAGUGGCCGCGCCGCCACGGACAACCCUCAGAAACGGAGCGCAGACAUCGAGUCCGUCUCCGUCCAACCCGACCGUGCUCCACGACUCCACUCAGAUGUGGACUUCAGACCACACCACUACCAAGGUCACAUUCACCACAACUACCACCCGCAGGCAUGGACACCGCAAAACACCUUCCCCGACCGUCCCGCCGCUGCACUCGGAGCACUUCAAGCCGUGCCACGACAAGGACUUGGCGUACUGCCUCAACGGGGGCGAGUGCUUCGUCAUCGAGACGCUCAGCGGGCCUCACAAGCACUGCAAGUGCAGAGAAGGCUACCAGGGGAUCCGCUGUGACCAGUUCCUGCCCAAGACCGACUCCAUCCUGUCUGAUCCAAACCAGCUUGGCAUUGAGUUUAUGGAGAGUAAAGAAGUGUACAAGAGGCAGUUGCUGUCAAUCACAUCCAUCGCCAUGGCGAUCGGCCUCCUGGGAGUCCUUUGUGUCGCCCUCUACUGCCGCAACAAGAGACGGCGAGAGAAGCUUGAAGCUCACCUGAAGGACACGCGACACCUGAAAGACUACACAAACUCUCAGUAUUCCAAAGGGGCGGGUGUGUGUCGCCAUGGUGACGUGUGUGAGUCCAGCUUUGCUAACAUCAGAACCACACCAACCGGCUGCAUCAAACACACGGCGGAGCAGAGGAGUCGGGGAGCUCAUUGGUCCGCCCACCCCCGCAGGACUCCGCCCAUUCCUAGAGGACGGUCCAAGAGUUCUGGUCCCGCCUACCAACACCUCCAGGAAGUGGAGCUGACUGAGAAGGAAGCACAACAAGGGGACACGGGGGUAUGCUGCAGCCUAUCCCAGCUGACUUCGGGCAAGAGGCGGGGGGUCGUCCAGCAGGGGGAGCCACGUCGCCAUGAGCCCAGACAGGACGCCGUCCGAAAUAUGCAAUCAUCAGCGUCUGUCCGAGCGCCGUGGAGCGACCACACCGUGACGCCCUUGGUCUUGCAUGCUCCAGGUCCCGCCGGCGCCCCCCGCAGCCUGCAGAGGCCAAACUGUGGCCGCUGCCCCGCAGUCGCCUCGCGCUCGGCCUCCAUCCCCAUCAUCCCCUCCGUCCAGGGUCGCCAUGACGACGAGCUUUCUUGUAUGCAAACCGCCCCGGCCACCACUAUGAUGUCAACGGAAGAGCGGAGGGAGCGGCGGCGGCGGGAGGACGACGUGGCGCUCCUGCUGGACGAGGCACAGGAGCAGCUGAGGGCGUUGGCGCGCAGGAGGCAGGAGGACCACGCCCCCGCCGCGCCGCAGGCCAGAGAAACUGUUUGCUUCCUCAACCUUCAUGUGGGCGGAGCCGGCAAGCUGCUGUGUGACGGACCAGCCCACACCCAGUUACUAAGCCCCGCCCCCCACAGAGACCUGGGCCAAUGAAAAAACGAGAAAACAUGCCAUCGCUCUCUCUCUCCGUGUGACGCUCUUCUUGUCUUCUGCAAGACGUGAGCGCUUUAAAAAAAAAUCAUCAUAGAAAUUCUGGAAAAGUGCUGACGGACACAAAGAUGGCCGCCGCCGCCGCCGCUGCCCUCACUGGGAAGAAGGAAGAAUAUUCCCAGGCAUUUAUUUCCCAGACAAAAGAAAGACUCGACCAAAAGAUACCAAAUAGUCCGUCAAUCCAUGGUGGUUCUCCGUGUACAAAGAAUAUAUGAAUAUAUAUAAAUAUCCUAUCGAAUAUAUGGAAGUCUACAAGUCACCAACGACGGGAAUGAUACACGUCUUUCUUUUUCUUCUUCUUCUCCGUUUUCUAUCAACAUCCUCACGUUCCCUUCUCUUCGCACAGGAAGGCGGAGCCUCCCGGACGAUCCCCCGCUCCAUGCCCCGCCUUUUUCAAACUCGUCAGCCAAGAAUCACAGUGUGUGUGCGUGUGUGUGUGCGUGUGUGUGUGCGUGCGUGUGUGUUGCUAACGAUCACACAGACUCCUGUGUUUGCACAAGGACAUAAGGACACAAGGAGAGAAAGACACAAGGAUGCGAGGCGGACAAGAGGAAUUUCUGAUUGUUUGAUUUGUUGUCAUUUGAUUUUCCAUCUUUGUUGGUGAUUAGCAGCGCCACCUUGUGGGCUGCUUGGGUGUUGAAAGAAGAAAUAAAUGUCUCUAUGUUGUAU